ACAGAUGAGCUCAAACGACAAGCCGUUGAGAUUCUUCAAAAACUCGAAAGAUUUCGCGAAAGCAACCCAAAUCACCUAAAGUCCAACCAAUUCCCGCCCAAUCCCUAAUUCCCUGAAAACCCUAAUUUUCCUGAAAACCCUAAUUGUCUUAAACCCUAAUUUUCCUUAAAAACUCCAACCACCCACUAUUUCUCAUCGCAUCGGCAUUUAAACUUCACUAAAAAAAAAGCAUGGCCAUGGACCCAAAGGCAGUGAAAUCAGACCUAGUUCUAAUCCUAGACUUUGGUUCUCAAUACACACACCUCAUCACCCGUCGGAUUCGGGCACUCAACAUAUUCUCUUUGUGCCUGUCUGGUACUUGUCCAUUAGAUGCUAUUACUUCACUUAAUCCAAAGGUUGUGAUUCUCUCUGGUGGUCCCCACUCUGUUCACUCAGCUAAUUCGCCCACUUUUCCGACCGGGUUCGUCGAAUGGGCCGAGUCAAAUGGUUGUUUUGUGCUGGGAAUUUGUUAUGGGUUGCAGUUGAUUGUGCAAAGAUUGGGUGGGGAAGUUAGAAUUGGGGAGAAGCAGGAGUAUGGGAGGAUGGAAAUUGAAGUGGCGGCGAAUUCGGGUAUUUUUGGGAGUAAAAAUGUUGGGGAUAAGCAAGUGGUUUGGAUGAGCCAUGGGGAUGAGGCUGCUGAAUUGCCUGAAGGGUUUGAAGUGGUGGCUAGGAGUCAACAAGGGUCGGUUGCUGCGGUUGAGAAUAGAGAGAAGAGGUAUUACGGGUUGCAAUAUCACCCUGAGGUGACUCAUUCACCGGAGGGCAUGGAUACACUGCGGUAUUUCCUGUUUGAUGUUUGUGGAGUUUGUGCUAGUUGGAGCAUGGAAAAUGUGGUGGAUGAAGAAAUUAAGAUGGUCAAAGGCACCGUCGGGCCUGAAGAUCAUGUCAUAUGUGCAUUGUCGGGGGGUGUAGAUUCGACUGUUGCUGCAACUCUUAUUCAUAAGGCGAUUGGGGAGAGGCUUCAUUGCGUUUUUGUUGACAAUGGAUUAUUAAGGUAUAAGGAGAGAGAGCGGGUAAUGGAUACAUUUGAAAGGGAUUUGCAUCUACCUGUUACUUGUGUGGAUGCUUCUGAACAAUUUCUUAGUGAGUUGAAGGGUGUAGUUGAUCCUGAGAUGAAAAGGAAGAUUAUUGGAAGGGAGUUUAUCAACAUUUUUGAUGCUUUUGCCCAUGAUUUGGAGCAAAAAUUGGGUAAGAAGCCUGCUUAUCUAGUCCAAGGAACCUUGUAUCCUGAUGUCAUUGAAUCUUGCCCACCACCUGGAUCUGGAAGAACCCACUCACACACUAUCAAAAGCCAUCAUAAUGUUGGAGGGCUUCCAAAGGACAUGAAAUUGAAGCUCAUUGAACCACUUAAACUUUUAUUUAAGGAUGAGGUUCGUCAACUAGGAAAGAUCUUGAAUGUUCCUGAAGGAUUUCUGAAGCGACAUCCGUUCCCUGGGCCUGGCCUUGCUGUGCGAGUAUUAGGGGAUGUAACUGAAGGCAAUGCUCUAGAUAUUCUUCGCCAGGUUGAUGAGAUUUUUAUCCAAGCCAUAAAGGAUGCCGGGCUUUAUGAUACAAUUUGGCAAGCUUUCGCAGUAUUUUUACCUGUUAGAUCAGUUGGAGUGCAAGGUGAUCAAAGAACACAUUCUCAUGUUGUGGCGUUGAGAGCUGUUACAAGUCAAGAUGGAAUGACUGCAGAUUGGUACUACUUUGAACACAAGUUCCUUGAUGACGUGGCUCGAAAAAUAUGUAACAGCGUGCGGGGUGUAAACCGAGUUGUUCAAGACAUUACAUCAAAGCCUCCAUCAACUAUUGAAUGGGAAUGAUGGCAUAUUUUGGACCAAGAAAAGAUGAAGUGGAAUUCCAUGAUUGUUGUACAGAAAAAGUACAGGAAAAGAAGCACAGCUGGCAGAGAUCAUGUAAUUCUCGUUGUAUCAUCAAGAAAGGGUUUUCAGGCCUGAUAAGAGAUUGCCGAAGCAUCAUCGACUGACAUUUAUUGAUAGUUCCAGAUCAAUUGAUGCUUUCCUUAGCUCUCUUUACUAUUUAAAAUGUAAAUUUGUUGCUAACGAGUUAGCUUACUCUUGCGGAAUCACUCAUGAAAUCUACUCACUGCUCUAAAACAAAUCUCAUUUUUGGCAUUUGUAAAUGUUUAAUGAAUUGUAAUACUCAAUGUGGCUAGGUAUGAACAUAUGAAAAUUUGAUUGAACAAAAUGACAAACUUA
Mercurialis annua (annual mercury) is the source of this 2237-nucleotide messenger RNA. RefSeq lists its product as uncharacterized. The transcript is spliced from 6 exons. Lineage: Eukaryota; Viridiplantae; Streptophyta; Magnoliopsida; Malpighiales; Euphorbiaceae. Gene Ontology annotation, cellular component: cytosol. Gene Ontology annotation, molecular function: GMP synthase (glutamine-hydrolyzing) activity; ATP binding; GMP synthase activity. The record is from RefSeq and is a predicted model, not a curated record. Bases 231 to 1841 code for a protein of 536 amino acids. Gene Ontology annotation, biological process: GMP biosynthetic process.